AUGCUUCCUAUAGAAAUCUUAAAAUUUCUAGAUAAGAAGCACAUUUAUGUUUUAGUGACACUCUUGAACCAAAUUUAUAGUUCAGGCGUAUUACCCAAAGAAUGGUUAACGUCAAUUUUUAUUUGCUUCCCCAAAAAGAAAAACUUAAGAGAGUGCAGCGAUUACCGCACCAUUAGCGUGAUGUCUCAUGUGCUAAAGUUACUACUAAAAGUCAUCCACAACCGAAUAUAUCACAAACUGGACAUAGACACAAUUUGGUUUUCGCAAAAGCCUGGGAAUGCGUGAAGCUCUUUUUCACUUAAUAUACUGAUACAACAUGCCUGGACGUUAAUCAAGAUAUAUACGCGUGUUUUAUUGACUAUAAUAAAGCAUUCGAUAAAGUACGACACACACAAUUAAUGAAUGUCCUGAAAUCAAAGAAGAUUGACUACAACGACCUCAGGAUCAUAUCAAAUUUACAUUAUAAACAGCGAGCAAAGCUACGUGUUAACGAACAGCUGUCAGAAGAAAUUGAAAUUAGAUGUGAAGUGAGACAGAGAUUCGUAUUGUCUCCAAUUAUUUUUAAUGCCUACUCCGAAGAGAUCCUGAAAAAUACUCUUGAGGGUGAAACAGCUGAAAUAAAGGUAAAUGCAGUUCCCAUUAACAACAUUAAAACUUUUC
Molecule: messenger RNA, 660 nt
Organism: Diabrotica balteata
Lineage: Eukaryota; Metazoa; Arthropoda; Insecta; Coleoptera; Chrysomelidae
Source: the annotation of a GenBank genome assembly